Messenger RNA from Folsomia candida, 759 nucleotides. It is a transcript of the gene Srp14, whose product is annotated as signal recognition particle 14 kDa protein. Bases 217 to 597 code for a protein of 126 amino acids. Gene Ontology annotation, biological process: SRP-dependent cotranslational protein targeting to membrane. Gene Ontology annotation, molecular function: 7S RNA binding; endoplasmic reticulum signal sequence receptor activity. The transcript has 4 exons. Lineage: Eukaryota; Metazoa; Arthropoda; Collembola; Entomobryomorpha; Isotomidae. The record is from RefSeq and is a predicted model, not a curated record. Gene Ontology annotation, cellular component: signal recognition particle, endoplasmic reticulum targeting.
CGACUGAAAGUGAGGACCAGACCGUCACCAAUAUGUCCACUAAUGUCCACGAUUAAUUAAUUGUUUUGAGCUUGUGUUAGUAUUAAUUAGUGCGUUAAUACAGAAUUUUAAUUCAAGAACAAACAGUUCAUUUACAUAAACCGGAAGUGAGGUGCGGAAAAGAGCAAUAGUUAUUUAGUGGUAGAGAGAAGCUAUAAAAAAGGGAAACCAAGAAGAAUGGUGCUGCUCGACAAUGACGCUUUUUUGACUGAAUUGACUCGUCUCUUUCAAAAGUCCAAGACUAAGGGGUCUGGUACGGUCAAUAUCACAAUGAAAAGAUAUGACGGAACAACUGGACCAACUCCUAAACCGGAAGGAACCCCAGUUCCUAAAAAAAUUGCCAAAUUAAAAGCAGCAGCCAUGAAGAAAAACAGACCUGAUGCCCCUGCCGGAUGUCUUGUCCGUGCCUGUCUGCACAAUAAAAAGAUUUCGACAGUGGUGGUAGCAGAUAAUGUGCCCAAAUUUCAGUUGACCUAUUGUGCUGUCCUCCGUGGGAGCAUGGAUUCACUGAAAAGAGUGAAAAAGUCCAAGAACAAAGCCAAAGCGUCGUCGUCAUGAUAUUUCUGCACUUUCACCAUUCCUCGUUCUUAUUAUUAAUUAGCUUAUAAUUAGGUAUACUUUAACUACUAUUAUGAAAGAAAUCAUAUUACACAACAACCUUUACAUUUUAUAUCGAGUACGUGCGUGUUUGUUGCUAAUUAAAAGUUUAAUGAUCCAGAA